UAGUCGAAGAAGGAAAACCAGAGGCCUACUGCCGAGCAUCGCCUUAUCUCUUUCGCCUCUCAUGGCUAUGAGAAGCUGAAUCGAAUCGGCAGAGCUUGCCAUUCAAUCGCAACUCCGCGUUCAAUGGCGAAGUCCUUGCUCUCGUCGCCGCCGUUCAUCGGCACGCCUCUCCCGUCCCUCUCCCGCCACGGCCUCCGCACGCUUCCUCACAACCGCAGGCUCGGCAGCCUCCGAGUGAAGCUCAACUUCCAUGAGAUCCCUCCUCCAUUUCAUCCAUUCGAUUCCUCGGUCGACUUCAGCUGCAUCGCCAGCCGUGCUGAGAGCUUGCUCUACACUCUCGCCGAUGCUGCGGUUGCAGUGGAUCCGAGCACCGGUGGAGCUGCUUCCUCCUCCACCGAUGCUGCCGUACAGAAGAGCGGAGGCUGGUUUGGAUUUAUAUCCGAUGCGAUGGAGGUCGUACUGAAGAUUUUGAAGGAUGGGCUCAGUGCGGUUCAUGUCCCUUAUGCUUAUGGAUUUGCAAUCAUAUUGCUGACUGUUAUAGUCAAGAUCGCCACGUUUCCACUGACAAAGCAGCAGGUGGAAUCAACAUUGGCCAUGCAAAACCUUCAACCUAAGAUUAAAGCCAUCCAACAAAGAUAUGCAGGCAAUCAGGAAAGAAUACAACUCGAAACAUCAAGACUCUAUAGGCAGGCCGGAGUCAAUCCAUUGGCAGGAUGUUUCCCAACAUUGGCUACAAUACCAGUCUGGAUUGGUUUGUAUCAAGCUCUUUCAAAUGUGGCUAAUGAGGGCUUGUUAACGGAAGGUUUCUUUUGGAUCCCCUCAUUGGGUGGCCCAACUACAAUUGCCGCUAGACAAAGUGGAGCGGGCAUUUCUUGGCUUUUUCCCUUUGUGGAUGGCCAUCCUCCACUGGGUUGGCAUGACACUGCAGCUUACCUUGUUUUGCCAGUCCUCCUUGUUGUUUCCCAGUACGUUUCAAUGGAGCUCAUGAAACCUCCCCAGACUGAUGAUCCGGCUCAGAAGAACACACUUCUUGUCUUUAAGUUUCUUCCACUUAUGAUUGGUUACUUCUCCUUGUCCGUUCCGUCAGGAUUAUCAAUUUAUUGGUUUACAAACAAUGUCUUGAGUACAUCACAACAAGUGUGGUUGCGCAAAUUGGGAGGUGCGAAGCCUGUUGUGAAUGAAAAUGCUAGUGGAAUCAUUACAGCAGGUCGCGCAAAGAGGGCAGGAUCUGAGCCUGCUCAGUCAGGGGAUAGGUUUAGACAACUAAAAGAAGAGGAGAAGAAAAAAUUGGGCAAGGCAUCACCUGCCGAAAAUGUAGAGACUUCAGCUUCUGAUUCCGAUGAUGAUGGUUCAGAUGAAGAGUCUACUGAAAAGGGCGAAGAAGUGCUAGAAGAAACGUAUGCUUCCAGUGCUAGCAAACAGUUGCCUGGGUAUUCUCGUCCAAAGAGAAGCAAAAGAUCAAAGAGAAAACGGGCUGUAUGAAGUAUGAUUGGAUUUUGCGGUGAAAAGUUUUUAGUUUAUGGUGAGUCUUGUAUAUGCCUGCAACUUGUGAUUUUGUUCAAUUAUUGUGGCCAUUUUUAUCUUGGCGAACCCUCAUCCAAGCUAAUGAUUAUCAUUAAAAGUUCUUAUGAUUUGUCUUGGGA
Molecule: messenger RNA, 1643 nt
Organism: Punica granatum (pomegranate)
Lineage: Eukaryota; Viridiplantae; Streptophyta; Magnoliopsida; Myrtales; Lythraceae
Source: RefSeq, a predicted model, not a curated record